This is a messenger RNA of Anopheles marshallii, 606 nucleotides long. RefSeq lists its product as uncharacterized. Lineage: Eukaryota; Metazoa; Arthropoda; Insecta; Diptera; Culicidae. The record is from RefSeq and is a predicted model, not a curated record. The transcript has 2 exons. Bases 1 to 606 code for a protein of 201 amino acids.
AUGAAAUCCUUUCUGAUUCUGUAUGCCUGCAUCGUGUGCACGCUAGCUCGUCCAGAACCGGAACCGCCCCGUGCACGCAUUGUUGUGCCGGCGAAACAACAACAACUACCGCAGUACGAAUAUGGGGCACCUAAACCAGAGUAUGGUCCACCAGCAGAAGAGUAUGGUCCACCACCGCCUGCCGUGUACGGUCCACCGGCUCGUGAAUAUGGUCCACCGCCCAAACUGAUCACCAAGAACGUUUAUGUGCACGUUCCACCGGAGGAACCAACCGAAAUCAUAAAAAGUCCCGUCCUGGAGGCACCCAUUGCUAAGAAACAUUACAAAAUCAUCUUCAUCAAGGCGCCAGCACCGCCAGCACCGAUCAAGCAGGUGAUUCCGCCGCAGCCGCAGGACGAACACAAGACCCUCGUAUACGUGCUGGUCAAGAAACCGGAAGAUCCCGUUCCGGUGGAAAUUCCGGUGCAAGAAACGACCGAACCCAACAAACCCGAGGUGUACUUCAUCAAGUACAAGGAGGGCGAAAAGGAACCCCACAAGCAGUACGGUCCACCAUCGCCAUCCUAUGGUCCACCGUCCGGUCCGGCGCGGUAUCAGCAGUUCUAG